AUGAACGCCUUAUUGCUCGUCUUGGCCACAGUAGUGGUCUGCUUAAAUGCCAGUCCUUACGUACCAAGACCUGCAAGGGACAGUUCAUAUGCAUCGGAUCUCACAUGCAAAAUUGUGAACGACCAAAUUUACGUUAAUGGAGUACCGAGAGGCAGAAUGACACCAGCACAGAAGGAAGAGCUUAAAUUGUACAACCAAAGAAUGCGUGACUGGUCACUUCAAGUUCACGAUCAAGUGCACCAUCACAUUGAAAGUGCAGCAGAUUCCGACUCACAUCGAGCCAUAAUUACUGCCGGAUCCAGUAGGCAAGAGGGUGCCAGGUCUGUUUAUCAGCAUAGCAGAAGCAGUACAAGUUAUGUUAAGCAGCAAGGCCCAUCCCGUGGAAGUGACUACAAUCCGGAUGACCAAUUUCAGGAAAUGGCUCAGCCAAGAUCUUCCUAUAUUACAACUGAAAUUCACCAAGUGAAAUUCCCAGAACCCCCCUCAUUUUGUAGACUGUAA
This is a messenger RNA of Enterobius vermicularis (human pinworm), 501 nucleotides long. NCBI's taxonomy places the organism in Eukaryota, Metazoa, Nematoda, Chromadorea, Rhabditida, Oxyuridae. The record is from the annotation of a GenBank genome assembly.